UUGUUGUCUCAUUGUGAUGUUUCCCAAUAUAAAUUUUGCAGGCAAGUCAGUUGGUGCAGGGAAUAUCCAAAAAACAUAUUCAAUGAACGUUCCAUCUCGAUUUCAAGAGAACUUGGUGUUAUCUGAUUUAAAUUUACUGAUAUCAGAAGAUGCCUUACAGAUGGCCCCUGAAGUGUCUAAUAGCUUUUCAUGUUUGGACUUCAGCAAAAUGAACUCAGAUUUUGAGUGCUCACAGCAACGUCACUUACAUAUGUUGGAGUCUCAACAGAGUGACACAUGGCUUCACCAACCACAUCUGCAGCUUUGUGCACCAGUAAAGAUUGAAGCACAAAGUUGUUUCCAUGAGAAAGUCGAACCCUGCCAGGCAACAAGGGCACAGACUCAGCUCCCAACAGAAUCAGGACAUGUAAAAUCUAGUAAUCUAUUGCAGCAUUCUCUUGAGCACAAAAUUCUGUGUUCUUAUGUCAGUUACAAGAGAUCGGCAACAAGGAAUUACCAAGUUUCUUUUCUAAGUUACUUGCAUUCACGAGCAUGUGAUGAUUGUAUGUGCAACUGCGAACUGUUUCAGUCACUUUUGAUUCAUUUUGACGAUUGCCAACAUGAUAAUUGUAAUAUUUGUGGGCCUGUCUGGAAUCAUUAUACUCAUGAAAAACUUCAUCAGAAAAGGAGAGGUCCCCAGGGGAAUUUCUUGGACAGCGGUUCUGGUGGAUUCAGAUUUGCUGAUGGUCAAGACAUGCUGCAUCCUGCCAAACGGCUGAAGAUGCAAAAUACAUUUUUUCCAUUUUCAUCUGAGAGUGGAAUCUCUCAUGCAGUGCCUCCAUCAAAGGCUCAUCCUGUGGAGCUUAGAGGAUUUCCAUCCUUGCAGCAAUUUCCUGAUUCUCCUGUAUCAAUUAAUUCAGAGGUUAUGCAAGUGAAUAUGGAUCUGUUGACAAAUCUCAAUAAAGAUUCUAAAGGCAUCAGUGAGACUGCAAAUGAUGUAGGCAAAUCUCCUAAAUCAAAUUCCAAAUAUUUGCUUUCGUCUUUUCAAGAAAUUCAUGAAAUCCACAGGAGUCAUAUUCAUGAUAAUAUGGAUAUCAGAAGUGAUGGUGACAGAUUAGAAAAUGUUACAGAUUAUCCUAACUCAUUGAGAUUAAAGUCGGCACCUCCCCUUGCUGAAAAAUUGAGUGUUGGUUGCGAAAAGGAGGUGCCGGAGGUUAGGACCCAGGUUUUCCUGGCCAAGCCAGAAAUAAAAACCAAGGUUAUUGUACCAGAGCCCUGUGGAACAGGUAGGUCAAAAGAUCCCAGACCAAAGGGUGUGUCCUUAAUGGAAAAUUUCAUGGCAGAGGAAAUAAUAGAACAUGUAUCAAGUCUCAGACAGAACCAGAUUUUGCCAAAGCCAUUGACGGGAAACAAACAAAUAAAUUGUUUAAGUGAGAACUCAUGCCAGCUGUGUGGAGCAGAUAACCUUUUGUUUGCCCCAAUUCCAGUGUACUGUUCAUAUUGUGGGGUUCGCAUAAGACGUGGUGUGAUUUAUUACAGUACACCAGAAGAAAAUGGUGUCCGACAUUGUUUGUGUACCCUAUGCUAUAAGGAUUCUCGAGGUGGGACUAUCACAUUCUAUGGAAUCACCAUCUCUAAGGCGAAACUUCAGAAAAGAAGAAACAAUGAUGAAGCUGAAGAAUCAUGGGUUCAGUGUGAUAAAUGUGAAGGCUGGCAGCAUCAAAUAUGUUCUCUCUUUAAUGAUAAGAAAGAUAUGGAAGGCAAAGCUGAGUAUAUAUGCCCCAAAUGUUUGCUAGAAGAAAUUCAAAAUGGUGAGCAUACACCACUUAAAAAUGCUGCCAUUUCACUUGCAAGAGAUCUGCCAAGCACCAAGCUUAGCAAGUACAUGGAGCAAAGACUUUAUAAUGCCCUCCAAGAAGAGAGAGAGGAAAAAGCAAAAGCAACGAGAACAAGCAUUGACAAGGUUCCAGGAGUAGACGAGCUUGUUGUCAGAGUGGUCCUCUCAGUUGACAAACAUUUGGCAGUGAAGAAGCAGUUCUUGGAUAUCUUUCAGGUUGAAAGUUACCCGGCUGCAUUUUGCUACAGAUCAAAGGUGAGACAGAUGUUACAGCUAAGAUUUCAUUGCUAAUAGAUUUAUUUACAUAUUAUUGGCUUCAAAAACUGAUCUAAGAUAAAGUAUGAGAAAGAGAGUAGAAGACUAAAGAAAGAUAAAAGUAGACCCAAGAAAGAUAAAAACUGUAUCAGUUGGUUGCCACUGACCUUGAAAACCCUUGAAGGAUUUUAGGUUUGACAGGAUAAUACCACAAAUUCAUACAACAUUGCAAAGUGAGAACCCAACCACUUACAGACAUACUAAAGAAAUGAGCAUUUCAAUGACACUUUUGAGGCUGAUCAACUUUCCAGCACUUAAAAUCUGUCAUGACCUCCAGUCCAAUACUGAGAGUGCCAAAAUUUGGAAUCCGUUUGCUGGUGAAGCUGAUACCAGUAAUAAAAGGAUUGGAGCAGUACUAAUGCAAGAACGCUGGCCCAUAGCUUUCACAAGUAUGGACUUCAGUCCCAAAAACCAAGCAAAACCAGUGUAUGAAAAAGAACUCAUGGUUGUGUUGGAUGCAGUAACUCAGUGGUGCCAUUAUUUGGAAGGGACUCCAUUUUUCAUCAAGACAGAUCAAAGAAGUCUGAAAUAUUUGCUGGAUCAAACCAUAUCUUUUAUGAUCCAACAGAAAGGCAUCAUGAAAUUGUUAGGCCUGGAUUGCACCAUUCAAUAUAAGUAAGGUUCUUCCAGUACUGCUGCAGAUGCUCCCUCAAUAAGGGAAUAAGAGGAUCUUGCAGCUGAGGUCCCUACACUGUCUCGACUACAAUUUUUGCUUGACAUCUAAAGUAUUAAAAAGAUAUACCAAUAUUCUUUUACCCAACAAGUAUUUAAAGAGUUGUUGAUAUCCCUGGAAAGCAAGCCCCUUUUCAAUCUACAUCAUGGCCUUCUCUGUUAUAAAGGGAGAUUGGUAAUUGGAGAUAGUCUGUUGUGUUCCUUGACCCAAGACCUUGUCACCGGGCAGUUGACUGUAAAGUCUCCUUCACUCAAGGGAUUAUCACCCUUGUUUUUGUUCUUGCUACGAUCCAUUUUUGAGAAUACCCAAAGCUCAUCAAGAGGGAGCUGUCACCUUGAACCUCUUAGGGAGAUCCCAACUUUUUAGAGUAUAAAUUCUGACUUAUUUUAUUGACGGAGCAAAGCAUAUUUAAAUAGAUGUUACAUUGCUUAUUUACGAAGUUUAACUAGAUAGGAAAUAAUAAACUGAAAGAGGAAACAAGUACAGAAAAUAAAAGUUGUACACUUUUAAGGAAACCAGGUAGUAUUGGAAUAUUCCUAAUUAGAACUCUCCUAUGAGUUGCUUUUUAUGCAGUUUUUUUCUUAAAAUGCCUACCAUAAGCUUUCCCGAUGAAAGCAUCCACAACAUAGUCAUUGAAACUAGAUUACUACAUGAAUACCACAACUCAGCAGUGAGAGGUUACCAAGGAAUCAGGACUACCUAUGGCAGAGCAAAAUAACAUUUUUGUUGGCUAGACAUGAAGAAUCAUUAAAUAAAGUAUUGUGACACUUGUCAACGAUGUAAAGCCAAGAAGGCCCCGUUACUUAAACUCCUGCAACUAUUACCCAUACCUUCUCAAGCAUGGUCUCAUAUAUUUAUGGAUUUCAUCGAACAACUUCUCAAGUCUGAAGGUAAAAAGACCACACUGGUGGUGGUAGACUGUCUCACUAAAUAAAGGCACUUCACACCACUGCGCCACCCGUUCACAGCUUAAGAAGUAGUUAGGCUAUACAUGGAAACCAUUCAUAAGUUACAUGGUAUUCCACAACUUUAAGUCUCGGACAGAGAUAAAGUAUUCAUCAGCCUUUUCUGGAGAGAAUUGAUCAAGGUUGUGGGAACUAAUCUUCAUUUCAACUCUGUCUACCACCCUUAAAUAGAUGAAUAAACAGAACUGACUCAAGCAAUGUCUCGAGAUGUACUUCAAGUGCAUGACCCAUCAACAACCUAAAAAUUACACUUUUUAUUUCAAAAAGAAAAAACAACCUAAAACUUGGACCAAGUGGCUUCCCGCUGUAGAAUAGUGGUAUAAUACUUCAGACCACAUGGCAUGACCUCCUUCCAAGUACCAUAUAGAUAUGCUCCUGCAUGCUUCUUGGAUGCUAUCCACCCACAUUCCUCCUCACAUUUAGUAAAAUUCUUCAUUGCAAAAAGGAAUGAGUCUAACUGACCGAUCAAGCAACACCUCUUAAAAGCUCAACUACAAGCCAAAUAGUAUGUCGACGCCCGUUAAAAUGAAAGAAGCUUUAAGGAGCAUGACCUAGUGUUGCAACCAUUUAAGCAGGGGUUGAUACGACAGGAUGAAGGUUCCAAAUUAUCCCCCGCUUCUCUAGUCCUUUUGAAGUAAUACAGAAGAUUGAACUUGUGGCAUAUAAGCUCAAAUUGCCUCUGUCCUCCCAUAUCCACCCGAUUUUUCAUGUGUCCCAAUUAAAGAACUACAUUGCAGGUAGAGAAAUUGUAGUAAAAGACUUACCUGCCAGCAAUUGGGAAGGCAUAAUAAAUGUUCAACCAAAGCAAGUGCCACAACAAAGGACCAUAUUACAUGGGAAUCACCCGGUGGACCAGGUCUUUAUCUCUUUGAAGGACUGUGUGUACAUCUGUCAACAAUUCCCCGACCUCAACCUUGAGGACAAGAUUGUUGCUAAAGGAGAAGGCCUUGUAAGGAAGCCUCUUAAAAUGUAUCAUAGGAAAAAAGGUAAAAUGGAAAGUAAUGGUAAAAAGAAAGCGUAGAAGAGUAAUUAGAUUAUGCUCCCAUUUGAUCAAUGCACUUGAUCUGGCUAUUGUAACCAACAGGUGCGCCUCUCUCUACCUGGCCUAUAAAUAUGGCCCUCUAUUGUGAGAUUUCAUUCUAGAAGAAAUUAAAAGUUAAACCAGUUUAACUUUCUUUGUCUCUCUCUCUCUCUCUCGAUGAACUCUCAUUUCUCUCUCUUUUCCUUUUUUCCAUCUUCAAUCUCAACAUCACGAACUAUAAGCAAGGGUAUGAUGUUAUACUCAAACUUAUAGAAUUGAUUAUGUAGAGAUUUUUCUCUGGUUACAAAGAUGAAUGAUGUUAGAAAUCUUGUUGUCAUUGACAACUAAUUAUGGUCUGGAAUUGCAAUAGUUUGAUGUCAAGAAUGCAUUUUUUUCAUGAAGAAUUAGAGGAAGAAAUUUAUAUGGAGGUCCCGCCAGGUUAUAAGGAUAAGUUGAUUGCUCAUAUAGUGUGUAAGUUGAAAAGAGCCUUAUAUGAAUUUAAGUAAUCACGACAGGCAUAGUCUAGUGUGGAAGUUAUGAUGGUCAUGAGAUAUAAAGAAGGCCAAGGGGAUCAUACUUUAUUUAUUAAACACUCACCUAUAAGGAGAGUCACAAUUCUCCUAUUAUAUGUUGAUGACAUAAUAGUGACAGAGAAUAUAUGAGAAGGAGAGACAAUUUCUCAGUCAGUUUUUUGCUAAAGAGUUUGAGAUUAAGACGAAGGUUGGAAUAUUUUCUUAAGAUUGAGGUGGUUAGCUCUAGAUAGGGUUUAAGUACUCCAACAGCCGCAAAUCUUAGACUUGGAAAGGGAAAGGAGGAUGUUGCAGUAGAUAGGAAAAUAUAUCAAUGUCUGGUAGCAAGUCUCAUUUAUCUAUUUCAUACAUGAUCAGAUAUAGUUAUAUGGGAUGAGCGUAAUCAAACUGUUCAGGCAUGACCCUAAGAAAGUUUAUCUGCAGGUAACUUGCCAAGUGUUAUAGUAUUCUAUUCAAAAGGAAUGGAGGUUUAGUACUCAAGGAAUAGAUGGAUGAUGAUUAUGCUGUGUCCAUUGUUGACAGGAGGUCAAUCUCUAGAAAUUGCACCUUUUUUGGCAAAAAUCUUGUGACAUGGAGGAGUAAAAAUAGAAUGUUAUUGCACGGUCUAGUACGAAGACAAAAUUAUGAACAAUGGCUUAGGGUGUGUAUGAAUGUCAGGAACUCAUUUAGGGUGUAAUAUAAGGAAGGGUAAAUUAGAAAAUUCACACCAAAAAGUAAAAUAGUAAAAGAAAACUAAGGUUAGGGUUUGUCAAUCCUAAUCAUCUCUUCAAUCCACAAGUCGAGGUCCCUGCCCUCUGCAUUCCGUUCCGCCGCGACGCUGCGCUCAUUAUCACCAUGUGAUUCCGGCAAGCAUGAUUCCACCAAGAAGAAUGCCUUUAUUUAUUGUAUUGAGGCCUAUAAAAGACCUUCUAUCACUCGUAACCAUCAGAAAAUCAAUUAAUAAAAUUAUUUGUCUUUCUCUUCAGCAUUCUUCAUCUUUUUCUUCGUUUUUAUUUUUCCUUCAAAUCAAAAUCAUGUCAAAGGCUUCUGACAAGUUGGUAUUAGAGGCCGAACCGGCUAAAUCCUAUGCCGGUGUGGCCACACGAACUCGGUCCAAAGGGAAGGCUGUGAUCACCGAACUAGAGGGCCCUGAAACGAUCACCACGAAAGAGGUCGACCUGAAACUCUCCCCGUUCAUGGACAAAAUGAACGCAUUCCGCUAGGAAACGCGUCAACAUCUCACCACGAUCCUGGAUCUGAUCCACAGCAGCUCUGCCGACCGGACCGAAGCAAGCUCAAUGCCCUCAACCGCCGAGAUUCACAAAAAUAGAGGCCUCCUGCCUCUCCCAGACAACGCACUUGUAGAAGGGACGAAAUCUAGGUUUGGAUUUCCUUUUUUUGCCGGUUUAAUGGAGAAAAACCAGAUCGAAUCGGUAGAAGAAGCAGUUCAGUCCAAACCAGCCCGAACCGACCCGGUCCAACCCGAAUCAGGCCAAAAACAAACAGAACCAGCUUGAAUCAGACUAGCCCAAUACAGUCUCUGGAUUGCACUGGACUACCCACGACGAUGAAUUGACCUAGUUUGUUACAUAAUUUUGUACUUCUUAGAGUGGAAAUUCCUCUUUUCAAAGGAGCAAACCCCCACAGGUCGGUUCAAAAAUGUUAAAAAUAUUUUAUGAUCCACAAUACUUUUGACGAGCAAAAGAUGGAAAUUAUGUUUCUAUAUUUAAGAAAAGUUGCUGAUAUAUGGUAUCGCGAUUGGCUAGACAAGGUUGAUACUCUGAAUUGAGAAUAGUUUGUGGAAGAACUUUCUCGGCGAUUCGGGAGACCCUCACGGAAAGAUUUUAUAGAGAAGUUCACCAAAUUAGCCAAAACAGGUACUAUUCUCGAUUAUCUAGAACAAUUUGAAUAUUUAUGCUAUCUUAUGGAUGCAUAAAACUCAACACUUUCAGAAAGAUUUUUCAUACACCUUUAUCAGUAGUCUCAGGCCACAACUACAAUUCAUGCUAAGGCUCCUCAAGCCACGAACACUCAAUCAAGUAUUUGAACAGGCCUUACUUCAGGAACAGUAUGUGAUAAAACUGUUCCGAUGUUCAUAUCUUACUAGUAAAAUUAAAGUAUCUGAAAUAAGAAAUUAUGACCCACCACUCCGAAAGGAAACAGACCCAAGAAGAGCAAUGGUUAGUUGUUACAAGUGUAAAGAAUAGUAUUUUUCGAGACACUAUUGUUCAAAUAAAACAAUAAUGACAAUGGAGAAAAUUGUUACAGAAGACUCUUUAAAAUAAAAAUUUCUACAAUUCAACUUUGCAGAUAAGGUUGAUACUCAAGAGGAGAGUAUUGUCAGGAACCCAUUUAGAGUGUAAUAAACGGAAGGGUAAAUUAGGAAAUUCACACUAAAGGCAAAAUAGUAAAAGAAAACUAGGGUUAGGGUUUGUCCCUAUCCUUUGCGUUCCAUUCUGCUGCGAUGCUCAUUAUCACAGCAUGAUUCUGGGUCCUAAACUUUUGCACCACCACUCAACUCUUUGGUACUCACCCUAGAGAACCCCGUGUCCCUUUUCCAUGAAAAAACUGAAGUUGCAAACAAGGUUUUUAUUCUCUCUUUCUAACUUUCUCUCUAAAAAUUUCUCUCUAGCCAACUGCCCUAUUGGGUCCCUAGUAGGCCAACUUGACCGGCCACCUAACCUAGGUAUUUGGAAUGAGUAUUUUUGGGAGAAGUUAUUUUAUCAUAGAAAAUAAAUCUUUCGAUUCAAUGUGUUGGAUAGUUUGAGAAUCACUGAGAAUGGACGUGGUUUUAGGCGUUCGAUUUUUUUGGAAAAAGAUGAGUAUAAGUGGUUUCUUGAUGCACUUGACGAGUUCUAGUGGAGGAAGAGACAGGGGACAUGGACCAAACACUUGGUGAAGAAAAACUACGAGCUAUGGUUCUCUUUUGGGAAGAAUAGAAGAGGGGAAUACUUAGCUUUGACAGUGCAAUGGAAUCGGCAGGUGAAGAGGAUAUUUUUUCCCGGUGGUCCUCAAGGUAAAGGUUGGUGGAAACUGCUAGUUGCUGCGUUUGAGCUUGCGGACAGACCUGUGAAAACCCUUAACUUUGAGUCAGUGAAUGGGCGGGUAAGCAAGUGGGGGCACAUUGAAAAGGUGAGUCAUCCCAAAAGGCCGUGGAAGUUAUCCUUUCCACAUCCGCAUUACAAUGUUCCGAAUUAAUGUUGCAAUAGAUGGUGGCGCUCCAAAAUCAUAUGUGGUGGCACUGAAGAAAGAUGAAGGAGAAGCAAAACGGGUAGGCAGAGGAAGUAUGGAGAGAAGGUGGACCGGGUUGACCCGAAUAAGAUAGAGGAAGGGUUAGCCCAAAAUGAUAGAAAUUUUAGUCGUCCUGGCCUUUAGGGUAAAGGCUAUGUACGAAUGACGGGUCUGAACAAGAAUAAAACCAAGUGCAUGGGUCGGGUAAGACAAAUAGAUACACUUGGCAAGAGAAGGAGAAAUGGGUUACAGGCCCAGACAUAGAAGCAAGUCCAACUUGCGAAACUGGUUUGGGCAUGGGUUUUAACCCGACUCAGGGGGAAUGUUCAGGAUUUAAAAUGAAGUUGUCCGCUGGAAAGAGAAUCGCAAAGGAAAAGGAGGCUCGAAGUGUCGAAGGUGAAAAAUUAGGGUUUGAGGGAAAGGCAAUGAGUGAGAUUGGUGACGAGUGUGAAGUGGUCCCUGAACAAAAAAACCCAAGUGAGGGAGAUGAUGAUGAGCGGGUCUCUCUGUUCUCUACGACAGAGGACUUUGAUAAUGACAACAAAGUUUCGUUAUUGGAGGAUGUUGUUCUCGAAUCUGUUGUUGGUAAAGGUAGACGAUGAUCCUCAGGCUCUUGUGUCUGGGAAUCAGACGAACAUUGAAGAAAUCCUACAAAUUAGUUUGGAGGACGUGAAUAUCACCGUGAAGGAGGUAGAUUACUGUUCAUAGUGGGUGGCAAAUAACGUUCAGAAAUUCAGUAAACAGAUGGGAGUCUUGAUUAAAGGUAUGGAACAUCUUACCUUUUUAUUUUUCUCUGAGAUAGAAAAGAGAAAGGUUUCAAAGAAGAAGUCUAGGAUGGCAAACAGUAAGAGGAAAAAACAGAAUGGGGGUAAAUCAAGGGAGUUAAAGAGGUUGGAAACAUCAAUAAAUUAUGAGAACAUAAGCAAA
Carica papaya (papaya) is the source of this 9457-nucleotide messenger RNA. Lineage: Eukaryota; Viridiplantae; Streptophyta; Magnoliopsida; Brassicales; Caricaceae. The record is from RefSeq and is a predicted model, not a curated record.